This is a messenger RNA of Amphiprion ocellaris (clown anemonefish), 5690 nucleotides long. It is a transcript of the gene znf687b, whose product is annotated as zinc finger protein 687b. NCBI's taxonomy places the organism in Eukaryota, Metazoa, Chordata, Actinopteri, Pomacentridae. Bases 129 to 4427 code for a protein of 1432 amino acids. The record is from RefSeq and is a predicted model, not a curated record. The transcript has 10 exons.
CCGUGCAUUUUUCCAGCGCUAUCACAGCCUGAUAGGAGGUCCCGGGUCAUGUGACGGGAAGCGGAGCAUUUUCAGCUGAAAACGAGCUAGGAUAGUCGGGAAUCGCAUAUCCAGGAGUUAAUCCCGGUAUGGGGGACAUGAAGACCCCAGAUUUUGAUGACCUGUUGGCAGCAUUUGAUAUUCCUGACAUAGAUGCCAAAGAGGCCAUCCAGUCUGCCCCAGAUGAGGCAGAGGGGCCCCACGGAGCGGCGAGUGCACCUCUGGGAAAGCCGGAUAGUGUGGUGGGCGUCGGGUCAUCCUUGAGACCACCGAGUCCCUCAGACCCUCAGGCAGACACCUCUAUUGUGAGUGUGAUUGUGAAGAAUAAAGUGCGUCUUGAGGCCGUAGAUGGCGGGGAGGCAGACACAGACCAGGACCCUAUCGAUGUGAUUGCAGGGGUCGAUGUGGGUCCCAGGCUUGGCGCUUGUGCUCCUGGGAUGGCUGAAUCUGAGGCGCUCAACCACAACGGUUUUGCGGCGUCUGGUGUCUCUACGCCGCUUCCCCUGAGCCAGACUCAGUCUAACGGUGCGCCGUGGUCCAUGAACACUCCCAAAGUGUCUUCAGAAGCAGCAGGUGCCAGCACAGCCAAGUCCCACAAGCAGGGUGGAAACAUAUUCAACAGACUCAAACCGCUUGUGGCACAGGGGUCUGGAGAUCCGGUGGGUCGGGCCAGAAAGAUGCAGCUUCUACAGCAGCAGCACCAGCAGCAGCAGGACACAGGCCAAGAGAGAGCAGAUGGGGUCAAGGCGUCGUUACCUUCAUCUUCCUCUCUGUCAGCUGGAUCGUCUCCUCACGCUGCUGGUGGAACCGUCGGACUAGCUUCGCCUUUCUUUCCACCCUCCAAACCUCUGCUUUCAACUCCACCCUCUGCACCUUCGUCUCACCCGCUGCACACAUCUCAGCCUUUCAAUGGAGCACCCAAAGGCGGCUCUGCCGGAUUUCAACACCAGCAGAUGGAGGAGGAUGAUUCUGACCCUGACAUGGGGAGUCCACUGGUGAUCCAGGAGAACCCAGAUUCUCCAACCCGCACUCAGCUCAGCCGACGUUACAAGCCUGACUCUGUUGCAGCGCAGCCCUCCUCCUCUACCGCAUCUCAGCCUAAACCUGGGGACACUCCUUCAGGGGCAUCUCUGGCUUCAUCAACACCCCAGUCUGGCUCCACAGAGAGUCCCCAGGUGGAGGACAGACACCCAGAACAUGUCAUAGAAGAGAGAGACUCACCAGAAAGCCCUGAACCAGAGGUGCCAAAAUCAACAGCUCAGGGCACGGCUAAGAGGUGCUCCAGCCCUGCAGUAGCCUCCACUCCACCUCCCUCUGAACUACGGGAGCCUAAAGAGGAGGAGGAAGAGAUGGAGGUGGGGAAUGGGAUCGACAGGGUUGUUGAUGGCAAAGCUGACAAGGGAGAAAAUGCGAAAACAGGUGAGGAAAAUAUGGAGGUGGGCGAUGGCAAGCCUAAACCCCCAACGACUGAAGGUGGAGAAGCAGGCAUCGUCGCACCGGCUGCCUCUGGAGCUCCAUCCCGACCCCUCAAAGUCAGAAUUAAAACAAUUAAAACCUCCACAGGUGGAAUUACCAGAACUGUCACGAGGGUAGCACCUAAAGGUGGUGCUGCGGGGAAAGGCCUGGACCCUAAAGCUCAGACUGGGGAACGGAAGGUGUUGGGAAACAAGGCCCAAAAACUGGAGGCUUCCCCUGGUCACAUGACGACAACCUCCCAGAAAGUAAACGCUCUCAACGCUCUGCCUGUGUCUACGCUGGCAGCCAGCAGCGUCAUGCUAGCAGCUGCAACCAAGGUCCAAAACAAAAUGGCUGCAUCAGACAAAGCAAAGGUUUCCGCCACCGCAGUCAGCAUCACUAAAUCUGCUGCUCUGCCUGUAACUCCCGCUGUCGCCUCCUCCCCGAAGUUCUCAGUCGCUGCCGGUGGGAUCAGCGUACGCACAGCUACUAACAAAACAGCUAACGGCGGUAGCGGCACCAUCAUAGGCGGCACCCUUCAGUCAAACAAACCCGCCUCCAUCGUCAACAGCACAGGAGCCGUCAUCUCCCGGAGUCAGUCGAGCCUGGUGGAGGCUUUUAACAAAAUCCUCAACAGCAAAAACCUUCUGCCGAGCUACAAGCCCGACCUGUCGGCUCCUCCUCCACCUGAGUGGGGUCUUCCUCUCCCAGCCACAGGGUACCGCUGCCUGGAAUGUGGAGACGCUUUCGCUCUGGAGCGCAGCCUGGCACGACACUACGACCGGCGGUCCCUCCGCAUCGAGGUGACCUGCAACCACUGUGCUAAAAGGCUGGCUUUCUUCAACAAGUGCAGCCUGCUGCUGCACGCCCGGGAACACAAGGAGCGUGGGUUGGUCAUGCAGUGCUCACACCUGGUCAUGAGGCCCGUCACUGUGGAGCAGAUGAUUGGACAGCAGGACAUUACGCCCAUCGGUGGCCUGCUCUCCUCUUCGUCCUCCUCUCCUCCAGUAUCCUCUCCUUCGACCACACCCGGAGGCCCCGCCGUCUCUGCCAACUCCAGCCCCAUGAAGGACACUUCAUCAACAGCAGCAGCUCAGCCUCGACCUGUCCGCCGAGCACCUCAGGGCCCCCAGGCGCUGAUGCCUCUGCCCUGCAAGAAGGCCGAGGGGCUGCAAUACAACAACUUCAAAUGCCCUGAGUGCCAAACACAGUUCUCUGGCAAGGCCGAGCUGGUUACUCACUUCCAGCAGAUCAGAGCUGCUCCCAACUCAACGUGUACGCAGUGCUCGCCUCCCAUGAUGCUCCCCAACUCGUGUGCCGUGUCCGCCCACCAGAGGAUCCACAAACACAGAGCGCCUCACGUCUGUCCUGAGUGUGGUGGGAACGCUCGGCAGGCCAGCUUCCAGACUCACCUGGAGGAGGCCUGUCUGCACUUUGCCAGACGCAUCGGUUACAGGUGCUCGAGCUGCCAGGUCGUGUUCGGAGGGUUGAACUCUAUUAAGUCCCACAUUCAGACUGCUCACUGCGAGGUCUUCCACAAGUGCCCCAGCUGCCCCAUGGCCUUCAAGUCUUCCCCCAGCGCCCAGAGCCACAUCAGCACCCAGCACCCGACGCUCACCGGAGGACAGGCCAAAAUGAUCUACAAGUGUGUGAUGUGUGAUACAGUUUUCACCCAAAAACCUUUGCUGUACAUGCACUUUGACACUCAUUUAGCCAAACAAAAAGUGCACGUGUUCAAGUGUCCUGACUGCACCAAGCUGUACGCCCAGAAGGGUUCCAUGAUGGAGCAUAUCAAGACCGCUCACAGAGGCCCUUCAGCCAAACAGGAGUCCCAGUCCGACUCCUCUAACCCUGCCUCAGCCCCGGCCAACACCUCCGGUCCCUCCGGCCUCAAGUCAAAAUCCUCCGGAAAACCCGACAACUCUGACGGCGAGGACUGGGGCCGGGAGCAGGAGGAGGAGGAAGAAGAGGAGGAGGAGGAAGAAGACGACGACGGGGACGAGGACUACGAAGCUCCGGGUCACUCCACCCCCGCGGGGGGCAGCAGUCAUCCAGCCGCCCAGACCGAGUGGACCUGCCCUCAGUGUCAGGCCACCUACACAGACAACGAAGACUAUCUGAGUCACGUGAAGAUGGAGCACGGCAAGUUCCCCUGUCGCAUUUGUGGAGGAACAUUCAGCACAUCUUCCAGCCUGAGACGUCAUGAGCGCGUCAUUCACGAGGGCAACAAAAGAGUCUUCCAUUGCCAAUAUUGCACAGAAGGCAAACGCACCUUUGGCAGUCGGUUCUUGCUGGACAAACACAUUCGGCUCCAUCACAGAACCCCAGAUGGACAGGGUCCCCCCAUGACCAGGAAGCGAGCAGCCACAGGGGGAGAAGGUCCAGGCAGCUCCUCAGAACAAGACGGUGAAGUCGGUCCUCCUGUGACCCGAGCAGGAGACGAGGAAGAAAACACCACAGAGGACAGCGCCGGUCCAGCUAAAAGAACCAGGGCGUCUAUCGCGUCGACCUCGCUGGGGCCCGAGUUAGAGGAAGAAGACAACGUUUUCCGUUGUGUCCCCUGCGGCUUCUCCACAGAGGACGGCGCCGAGUUCCAGCGCCACAUCCCCCAGCACCGCGGCGACACCGCCUCCUUCCAGUGCCUGCAGUGCGGCGUCUGCUUCGCGUCGGCCGGCUCUCUCAGCAGGCACCGCUUCAUCACCCACCGAGUGCGGGACACCCAGACCGACGCCGACCGCAGCACCCCCCGCGCCCACGGCUCCCCGGACGGCUCCCCCGCCGCCUCCCCCCAGGCUCAGGGUGAGGACGGGGACGGGAAUCUGAGCUGCAGGGUGUGCGGCCGGCGUUUCGACAAGGCCUCGGACCUCAACACCCACUUCAGGACCCACGGCAUGGCCUUCCUCACCGCACACAAGACGGACAAACCCCAGUAGAGGAGGAGCCGGUGGUCUGACUGAUCGUCGGGAAUGACGACUGAGGAGAGAGAAGCUGUAGAAUACGAAUGUUGAUGAAACUGAGCUGCUCCUGCGCAGUUUUUGUUUUUUUAGCCACCACAAACCGUUUUACUCUCUAUGGCACCUCUUCUGUGCGAUUGUAACUGCAUGUUUGAUCAUGUUUCUGGUCACUUAACUGAACUCACCUGUUAUAGACUCUAGACUAAAGCAUUUACACGUCAGCCAUACUGUGUCUAAAACAUUUUGUAAUUCCAUUUCGACCACUCUGCACUGACUGUAGCCACCUGCCUGUUUCUUAACACCGAUACGUACACCUCCCACUGUACUCCUGACAGCUGUAGUGCCCAUAUUUUGUACUUCACAUCGUGUUCGCCUCAAAGCCCGUUUUUCUGGCAUCAGAUCAGCUUUAGGACCUCCAGGUAAAACUGAUCUCAAUCGUGAAGCAUGAAGGGGAGAGUUUUGGAAGAUUUGACACUGAUUUUUAUGUUGCUCUAAUAUUUAUUUAUACGAAACACAUUACUGCUGUUGGUAUUCGUGAGUUGGUCGCGUCGAAUCUUCCUAGACAGUGCGAUUUCCCUGCGACAGAGACAUGAGAUGAGAAUCUCUGGAAGCAUUUAAUUAGAAGACGAGGUUACCGGAGGUGUGUAACCUGUGUAGUGUGAAUAACGUGUGAUGUUGUUAAUCGUAAAGCUAGAAGAAGAGAGGUCAGGCUUCCUGCCAGUAGUAUAUGUGUACGAAUUUUGCCAUGUAAAUACAUAUAAUUACACUAAAAGAAAGCGUUCUGGUUUUAGUAUCUUGCUAUGAUAAUGUGAAUACGUAUAGUAUUUGUACUUGUACUGUUCCCUUUUUUUCCAAAACAAUUCGAAGUCUAAAAGAAAAAAAGAAGUUCCCCCCCAGAGUUAGCUUAUACAGUGUAAUUACAAACCAGAGGGAGAACGCGGGGGGUUGUGUUGUCUUAAUGUGUAUGAAAACAAAUGUUUAUCUCUUUGAGACGGUUCUUUUUUAUCGACAGAAUCAGUGCUUGCUGUACUCACAUUUCUUUUGUAUGCUUCAAAAACAGCCUUCAUGGAGGUCAAAGAGUGGAUUUUUUUUUCAUUUGUAUCUUUUAUAUGUCAUAUCAUAUUUAUAUAGCUCAAUAGUGGAAAAAAAAAUUCAUGUCAUUUUCUUUUCCAUGGUUGUGGUCUGCUUGCUGAAAUGCCAUACACUUUUGUGCUGUUUCGAAAUAAAUGUGAAAAAGAGAGA